Messenger RNA from Octopus bimaculoides (California two-spot octopus), 1101 nucleotides. RefSeq names its product peroxiredoxin-5, mitochondrial. The record is from RefSeq and is a predicted model, not a curated record. NCBI's taxonomy places the organism in Eukaryota, Metazoa, Mollusca, Cephalopoda, Octopoda, Octopodidae.
GUUGAGGUUUUUGGGGCUUUUUUGUUUCUAUUUCUUUAUCUCUUUCUUUUUCAACAGCUACAAGUGGGUUCUCAGCUUCCAGAAAUUAUGUUAUUUGAACGUAUAAAUAAUUCUGUUGAAUCUGUAAAUAUAUCAGAACUAUAUCGCAGUAAAAAAGGGGUUUUAUUUUCUGUUGUUGGAGCAUUCACACCCGGCUGUUCUAACGCUCAUAUUCCUGAAUAUAUUAACCACUAUCAGGCAUUUCGAAAAGCAGGAUAUGAUCUAAUAGCUUGUGUUUCUGUCAAUGAUCCAUUUGUGAUGGCUGCUUGGUGUCGACAGACUAAAUCAGAAGGAAAGAUUAAAAUGCUUGCAGAUCCAAAAGGUGAUUUUACGAAAGCUCUGGGAAUGGAAUUAGAUUGUACAAAAUUACUUGGCAAUAUCAGAUCAAAACGUUAUUCCAUUGUCUUAGAAAACAGCAUUGUACAAAGUAUCAAUUUAGAACCAGAUCACACUGGAUUAGCAUGUUUACUUUGUAUAAAGAAUAUGAAAUCUCCUCAUUGAAAUUCCAACCUCAUUAUUCAUUGAAUCAUAUUCCAUCAUUGUCAAAAUAUGGCAACCUCAGCAUCUCCUGAAAACUGCUUCACUAAAAGUGAAUGCUUUGAAUCUCAGGUAUUCAAAACACAAACCCUACUAAACCAAACAACAACACUAAUUAUUAAAUAUUAAACUAUUUAAAAAUAGUUUCUCAAGAAAGACUUGUGAAAACAUCUUAUUCUACUAUGGAUGAAGAUUUCAUGAAAUUUCUUCUCUUGUGGAUGUUUCCAAAUAAAACCAGAUUUCUAGUGCCACCUUGCUGGACUGAACAUUUAUACAGUGAGUUAUUUUCUGAAUGGAAAGACAAUUUCAGCAGUAUACAUGGCGCUUACAGAAGGGCAGGAGUAAAUAAUGUUUGCAGUGACUAAUUAUGAUAUUAGUGUGUGUGUGUGAGAGAGAGAUAAUAUGUAACUGUGUGUUUGUGCAUUUGUGUGUGUAUAUGUAUACACACACGCAAAUUUCUAUGUAUAUUGUAUAUUAUGGGUAUUGGAAUGUUCAAUUCCCUGCAAUAAAAUUGUUACUCUACAA